Molecule: messenger RNA, 2767 nt
Organism: Nematostella vectensis (starlet sea anemone)
Lineage: Eukaryota; Metazoa; Cnidaria; Anthozoa; Actiniaria; Edwardsiidae
Product: coiled-coil domain-containing protein 93
Exons: 23
Coding region: 54-1961 (635 amino acids)
Biological process (GO): Golgi to plasma membrane transport
Source: RefSeq, a predicted model, not a curated record
GCUCUAUGCAGUACCCAGAAUUCCCUUGGUAGGUCCUAUCCGUCAGGAGCAAGAUGGCGGCUCCUGGUUCCAGAUUUGCGGGAGUAAAGACGUUUAGUGAGAAGUUCACUCAACCAGAGCUUGAUGAGCAAGGGCGAGCUCGCAAGGUUGAAACAAGAGAAGACGAAGAGCAGAAUGUUAAACUUUUGGAGACAAUUGACUUGCUUCUGGCUGCAGGAUAUUUCAGGGCCAGAAUAAAGGGAUUGUCCCCCUUUGACAAGGUUGUUGGUGGUAUGACGUGGUGCAUUACAGUUUGUGACUUUGACGUCGAUGUGGACUUACUCUUUCAAGAAAACUCUACUAUUGGACAAAAAAUUGCCCUGACAGAAAAGAUUGUUGCAGUUUUACCACGCAUGAAAUGUCCUCAUCGCCUGGAGCCACAUCAAAUACAGGGUCUGGACUUCAUCAACAUCUUCCCUGUUGUUCAGUGGCUUGUGAAGCGUACAAUAGAGAGGAAGGAAGAGAUGGGUGAUUACAUACGAGAGUUUUCUGUUUCCCAGUUUAACAAGUUCCAUUCCACACCUCAGGAUGAUGAGUUCAAAGAAAGAAAGCCAAAAUGUCUAGAGACCAUGUCACAUUUGAAGGAAACAUACAAGCCCAAGAGACUUUACCGUAAGCCAGGUAAAGAGGAUGACGACGAGGAAAACAGAGUGAGGACCACACUGCUAGAAUAUGGAUGGCAAUAUGGGUUUAGCAAGGAAGAGAGAGAAAAGGAAAAGGCUGAAAAAAAGAAAGCGGCUGUGGCAGCUAGUGGGCGUGGCCGUGCCCCGUCUGCAGGAGAAGAGGAUGAGCAUAUCAUUGAACAGAAACGGUUGUCAUCAUUGCUGAGGGGCAUGUCUAUCAUGGAAGGGAAAGAGGGUGCUUUGUCCCCCAAUGCUGUUGGAUCAAUCGUUGGCCUUCAAUCUGAGGAGAUCUCGCAGAUGGCAUCUGAAUAUGCUGAAAGGCAAGCCGAGCUGCAGGAGGGUUUGGAGGGGCGUGGUGAGAGAAUGGGCGGGGCCCAAGCUCACAAGCGCAUGGUGGCCUCCCUCGAAAAGCAGAUUGCAGUCCAAGAAAAGAGGUUAGACCAGAUAACAGAGAAAAGAAACAACUUGGAAGAGUCCUUGAUAAAUGCACAGGAACAACUAUCACAGGUGACUGCUAGGAGUGAAAGGAUCAAUGAAGAAAUGCAGAAGUUGAAUGAGAUUGAAAGUGGGGAAAAUGUUGCGAUUUUAAAUCAUCUGCGCUCUCUAGUGGCAAUGAAUGAGAACUUGAAAAAGCAGGAGCAGCAGUUCCGAGCUCACUGCAAGGAGGAAAUGAAUCGUCUUCAGGAAAAUAUAGCAAAGCUCAAGUCAGAAGGAGGGGCCGAAGACAGUGAAGACAAGGAACGGAUGGAGCUUAUCAACAACCAGUAUGAGGCAGACAAAGCGAAGCUACAAAAAAUUCGCCUGCUUCUGGCACGCAAGAAUCGCGAGAUUGCCGGCCUCCAGCGUAAGAUAGAUGAAGUACCGUCCCGUGCUGAGCUCACACAGUAUCAGCGACGCUUUGUGGAGCUUUAUAACCAAGUGGCUGCCACUCACAAGGAGACCAAGCAGUUCUUCACUCUUUAUAACACUUUAGACGACUCUAAACUCUACCUUGGAAAAGAGGCAAAUCUUCUCAAUUCCAUCCAUGAUAAUUUUGAACAAGCCAUGUCAUCACCUGCUAACAAGGAACAGUUCCUGAGCCAGUUUGAUCAGAUCGUCAAAGGUGUCGUUGGGAAUAAAGACAAAGUAGACAAGAGGAAACUGAGCGAGAAGCAGAGAAGAGAUGCUCUCAAUGACAAGUACCUUGAUCUUGUGGAGAAUCAGCGGCUUUACUACAAAACAGUCAAGGAAUUCACUGAGGAAUGUCGGAAGAACGAGAUACUUCUUUCACAACUGAAGAGUUUAAAAAUCCAGCAGUAAGACGAUGAUGAUAUUUUACUUGAUUCAUGAAAAUUUUCUGCCUUUGUCCGCGUUUUGAGUAAAAAUUUGACGACGAAAGUUGCCUCUUAUGUCUUGUGAUGAAAAUAGUGUCACGUGGCACAUGGGCUAUCUUCCCACCUUGCAGUGGUCACCUAGUAAACCCAUGACUUUGAUUGGUUAUUGGGACUUCUGUACUUCUGGGUUUUGAUUUUCAAACUGUUCUUAUGGAUGAACGAUAAUCGUGAAGGCCUGUAGAAAAUGAUGCCGGACCAUUUUCUUGUGACCUUCCGUUUUAAAAACGUCAGUGCAAAAGGCGAAUGGCAAGUGGCGUAUGGCAGUUCUACGGCCGAAAGGUGCUUAUGGGUAAUAUUGUGAGGACAAAGGUCAUGAAUAAGCUUCAGUGAUGUCAGAACCAUGCAUUAAUUACAUUAAAUGGGUAAUCUUACGAUUAAUGCAUAUUUAUUAUGCAUCUGGAAGAAAUAUUCAUGUUCCAAGGUUCCAUUCGCCAUCUGCACUGACUUUUUUGGAUUAGAUGUGUAUGCCUAUAUUGUAAACAGACAAACGCUUCAUUUCAGCUUGUAACUUUUAAUACAAAGUCGACUCUUCUCGCCUUUACAAGUAACAUACAUGUAUACUCUCGAUUUGUGUCAGGAUUAAUAUUAGUUGUGAAUGAAAUGUGAUAGAUAUAAUUCAGUGAGACUCAAAAAAAAACAUCUGUGGCCACAGAGUAACAGAAAAAUAAACAAAAUAUCUCAGUUCGCCUUCAGCAUAAAACAACAAAUAAAUCAACAAAGUUUUCUCCUCUU